Messenger RNA from Fonticula alba, 4635 nucleotides. Its product is annotated as TKL protein kinase. Gene Ontology annotation, cellular component: cytoplasm. The record is from RefSeq and is a predicted model, not a curated record. The transcript is spliced from 3 exons. Gene Ontology annotation, molecular function: protein kinase activity; ATP binding. Gene Ontology annotation, biological process: signal transduction; protein phosphorylation. The coding region runs from base 1 to 4635 and encodes 1544 amino acids. Lineage: Eukaryota; Rotosphaerida; Fonticulaceae.
AUGGAGCGAUGCCUCGCGUUGCAGCGCGGCCGUGGCGAGUGCGCCCUCUGCACCCCGGGGCUCAUGCUUCAGGAGGGCCCGGUGGCGCACGGCGAGCCGGCCGCCUGCACCAUGGUCUGCCCCUCCCAGAGCCAGAUCAAUGGCGGCAUCUGCGAGCUGGGCCCGCUGGACUGGGGCAUCCGCCCGCCGGGCCACCUGCGCCUUGCCCAGGGCGGGGACUUCUCCCUGGGGCCUCCGCGGCUCCUGGCCCGGUCGCUGCUCAGGCCGAUGGCCUCCCUCGAGCGGUGGGCCCUGGCCGAGGCCCUGCCCCCGGAGGAGCACUCCCAUGUGGUGCUGGCCCUGGGCCCGGGCAUGGCCGCCCCGCGACUGCUGGACAUGGCGGCGUCCCUGGCGCCUGUUGGCACGCCGGACAGCCGGGUCCCCCCGGUGCUGGGCACCGCCGUGGCCUACGCCGAGCUCGGGCCGCUGCAUUCGCCGGGACCACCCGAGCGUGUGGCCCUGGUGCAGGUGUUCUGCCACGGCCCCGGGCGGCUGGGCUUCAUCACGGCCACCAUCCCCCGGCAGGCCGGCCCGGCGGAUGUGGCCCCCGUGGACUUUGGCCCGGUGCAGGAUGUGCCGCUGCAUGGGGCCCGGUGUGUGGGCCUCCGGCGCCUGUCGGCCCGGGCCCUCAGCAUGCUGCUGGUGCCGGAGGCCGGGGAAGGAGACCCGGCCCCCGGGGGCCCGGGCGGCCAGCCCUCUCGCGCGGCCCUGGUCAUGCUGUCCCCCGGGGACGACCGCAUGCCGGAUGGGCUGACGGUCAUCCUCCCGCCCAUGGGCCACACAGGCCCCGGGCACCUGGCCACCUUCCCGUCCUUCAUGGACCCCCGCCCGGAGGGGCCCGCAUGGUGGUACCUCUUCGGCGGCCAGGGCAGCGCCCCUGCCGCCGGGGGUUUUGGCACCGCCCUGCCGGCCGGGGUGCUGGAGGCCGAGGACCCACAGGCCCGGCGGGCGUCCGGCCAUGCGGUCGUCUGGCAGGCGGGGAUGCUGAGCUCCUUCUCCCCCCUGCUGGUGCCGAUGGCCCUCGACACGCAUGCAGCCUCGCGGCAUCCGGCCGAGCUGCUGUUCACUUGGGUGUACCAGGAGGCCUGGUGGGCGAUCCAUGUGCCGGGAGCCGGGUCGCUGCAGGGCCGCUCCCGGAACAUGGGCUCGCGCGGGGUCCAGCGCCUGGGGGCCUGGCGCGGGCUGUCGGCCGGCCCCGGGGUCGGGCUCUUCCCCCUGCCGGCCCUCGGCCUGCCGACGUACCCCAGCGGCCUGCUGCUGGUCAGCGAGGUCGGGCUGCUGGGGCUGGCCCUGCUCCGGUGCCCGGGCGACGGCACCCACGAGUGCACCCUGCGGCCGGCCACCUGGCACAAGCUGUCCGGGCCGCUGGCCCCCGGGCAGGCGGCCCUGGUGUCGGUGCUGCGGCUGCCCCCCCAGGCAGACCCGGGGGAGGCCAUCCUCCUGGUGGGCCUCGGCCCGGACCGGGCCCCCAUGUUCCUGAGCAUCCACGAUGGCGCCUGCCCGGGCGGCACCUUCGGCCCGGCGUGCGAGCCCUGCGACCACCUUUGCGCCACCUGCCACGGGCCCCGGCCGGAGGACUGCCUCACCUGCCGGCUCUCCUCCCCGGCCCCGGGGGACGGCUGCCUGGACACGUGCGCCGACGGGCUGUUCCCCCCGGCCACCAGCCCCUUCAUCGGCCAGUGCCUUUGCCACCCGCACUGCCAGACCUGCGCCCGGGCCCCGGCGAGCCUGGGCGGCGGCUAUAUGUGCACCUCCUGCCCCGCGGGCAUGGUCCUCUCCUCGCAGAACGGCGGGGGCGGCGGGGGCGGGGGCGGGGGCGGGGGCGGCGGCGGCGGCCAGCCGAUCCCCGAGUGGGGCCACUGUCUGCCCUGCGCCCCGGCGUGCGCCGAGUGCGCCUUCCCCGACGACCCGGCCGCCUGCACGGCUUGCCCGGCCGGGAAGUUCCUGUACCUGGGCGCCUGCCUUGAUGCUUGUCCGCUGGGGAUGUACCCGGACCCGGGCCGUGCGUGCGCCCCGUGCCCGGCUGGGUGCGACGUCUGCUCGAUGGAGCAUGACUGCGAGGUUUGUGCCGACGACUUCACCCGCGGCACCGAUGGCCUGUGUCACCGGUGCGACGUCUCCUGCAACGGGUGCCUCAGUAGCACGGCCUGUUUGGCGUGUCGCCCGGGCCUGGUGUUCCUGGACCCCCAGGCGCCCUCGCUGUGCGGCAGCACCUGCGCCCCGGGCGAGUAUGCCGGCGCGGGCCGAUGUGCCGCGUGUGAUGGGUCUUGUGCCCUGUGCGACCAGGCGGCCGACCGGUGCCAGUGCGCGGCGCACUGCUCCAGCUGCCCCGGGUCGCCGGACACCUGCGCCCUGUGCGAGCGCGGGUGGCUGCUGGCCGGCCCGGCCUGCGUGAGCUCCUGCCCGGCGGGGUCCCUGGCCACGGGCGGGGUGUGCACCACCUGCCACCCCUCCUGCGGCACAUGCUACGGCUUCGAGCCGGGACACUGCCUGACGUGCGGUGCGGACGCCCCGCUCCUGGUGGACGGCCACUGCCUGGCCGCCUGCCCGGCCGGCACCUUCCAGAGCGAGCAGGCCUGCCAGCCAUGCAGCUCGACCUGUGAGACAUGCACGGAUUCCGGCCCCGGCGACUGCACCGCCUGCCCGGGGGACCGGGCUCUCAUGGCCGGGCUCUGCGUGCUUACCUGCCCGACUGACCACUACAUGGCCGACGGGCCGGCCGCCGGGCGCGAGUGUCUGCCCUGCGAUGGCUCGUGCGCCGGGUGCACCGGGCCCGGGGCCGAUCAGUGCACGGCCUGCGCCGGCGCCGGCCGGCUGCACAUGGGCACGUGCGUGGGUGUCUGCCCGGCCGGCACCUUCGGCUGCGGGGUCACGACGCAGUGCGAGCCCUGCGCCGAGCGCUGUGCCGAGUGCAUGGUGCUCGUCGACACGCCCGACCUCGGGUGCACAUCCUCGUGCCGGGCGUGCGAGGGCGGCUUCGUCCUGUCGUCCUCGACCGGGCAGUGCGAUGCGGCCUGCGCGGCGGGGGAGUAUGCGGCCGACGGGCACAUCUGCGCCCCAUGCGGCCCCCCCUGCCGGGCAUGCUUCGGCGCGGCCGAGCACUGCACCUCGUGCGCGGACCCGGAUGCCUGGCUGCAUGCGGGCGAUGGGAUGUGCCUGAGCGCCUGUCCGGCUGGCGGGCUGGCCGCGGUCGAGUUCCCGGCCGCGGCGCCCCCCCUGCCAGGGCGGGUCUGCCUCGCUUGUCCGGCCGGCUGCGAGCGGUGCGCCGCCGGGCCAGGCACCCCGGCGUGUGCCUUCGGCCCGGACGGAGAGCUGUCCUGCCCGGUGGCCGACGUGUGCCUCGAGUGCGAGGCCGGCCUGCUGGUGCUGGGGGGUGCGUGUGUGGCCAGCUGCCCGGAUGGGACAUUCGCGGAUCGCGACGCGCCGGCGCCGGCCUGCGCGCCCUGCCACGCCGGGUGCGACAGAUGCACCGGGCCCGGGGAGGCGGACUGCACCGACGCAGCCAAGGGCCCAAGCGGACGGGGCCUUGCCCUGGCCCUGGGGCUUGGGCUUGGGCUGGGCAUCCUGCUGCUGCUCCUGCUGGUCCUCUUGGCGCUAUUCCUCCUGCGCCGGCGCCCCCGCCGGCCCGGGUCCAAGUCGCAUCCGGCCGACGAGGAUUGCACGAUCCUCAACACCAUGCUGGAGCUGUCCCUGCCGGGGACCAUCCUGGUGAAUGUCAGCACGGACUUCCACCGGCUGGACGGGGCCCUGGGCAGUGGGUCCCAGGCGUCGGUCUACGCGGCGCAGGCCAUCGGGGCCGGCAUUGCGGCCCGGCUGGGCUGCCCGGAGGUGGUGGCCAUCAAGUCGCCGACCGCCGAGACCAUGCUGCCGGUGCACUAUGCCAUGUUCCAGAACGAGGUGGCGCUGAUGUGGCUGCUGCGCGACGCGCCGAAUGUCGUCCGGCUGUACGGCUACAGCGACCAGCCGCCGGCCAUCGUCAUGGAGCGCUUCGACACGGACCUGGCCACGCUGCUGCACUCGGAGGUGCCACUGGCGCCGCACGUCCUGCUGGACAUCUGCCAGCAGUGGGCCUCCGGGCUGGAGGCCAUGCACGCGCAGGGGGUGGCCCACCGGGACCUGAAGCCGGGCAACGUGUUUGCCAGCCAGCGCCCGGACGGCGGCUGGCGCGCGGCCCUCGGCGACCUGGGCACCUCGCGCAACCUCAGCACCGACCGGUCCUCGGCCCUGGUGGCCGAAGUCCCGGACUUGAAUGCCAUGACCGUGUGCUAUGCCGCGCCGGAGGUGAUCAACGCCUUCCGGCGCGGGAUCCUGCUGGAGCAGGACCUUCUCCUGCUGGCGGACAUCUACAGCGCGGCCAUCAUGGCCUGGGAGUGUCUGGCCCGCGCGCGGCCCUUCGAUGGCAUGUGCCUGGAGGAGAUCCUGGCCGCCGCGUCGGCCGGCACCCGGCCCAACCUGGCCGCCCUCCCCGCUGGACCGGGGCCGCAGCUCGUGGCCGACCUGCUGCCGGCCUGCUGGAGCCCCAUCCCGGCCGGUCGGCCGCCGGCCGCGGCCCUCCGGCAGAAGUGCGCCGCCGCCCUGGCCCUGCACCAUGGCUGA